AUGAAAGACCAUCCAUCAAUCGAGCUCAUUGGUUCUGGAGGCUUUGGAAGUGUAUUUCUAUUGAAACAAUAUAAUCCACCGAUGGUGAUGAAAGAAAACGAUCAUUGCCCAAACUCUUUCGAUCAACAACAAGAGCUCAAAAUACUAAAGGACUUAAUGCAUGAAAAUAUUGUAAAGUACCUAGACCAACCGAUUGAUUUUGAAUGGAAAAAGAAUGGGAAUCUGAUAUUUAUGGAAUAUUGUGAGAAAGGGGCGUUGAAGCAUGUAAUCACAAACGUGCAAAUCAACUAUUCUAUCGCUACAAUUAUUGCAUGGGGUCGAGAUAUUUUCAAAGCUUUGAAUUUCUACAAAAGUGACGUCUACGGCGCUGGUUUGGUUCUCUGGGAAGUUAUCGAAAGAAAACAUUUCUCAACAGAAGUGAAAACGAUUUGUUUUUCUCCAUCAGAUUGCUUGAAAGUCGAAAAACUUCAGAACUUGAUCAUUUGGUGUUCUUGCUCCAAAAUCGACGUUGAAAAACGAGCAACUGCUGUACAAGCUCUUGAGAAAAUAGCUUAUUUGGAAAAAUGUUGGACGGUUCUA
Mesorhabditis belari is the source of this 579-nucleotide messenger RNA. Lineage: Eukaryota; Metazoa; Nematoda; Chromadorea; Rhabditida; Rhabditidae. The record is from the annotation of a GenBank genome assembly.